AUGUCGCCACCACCCAGUCAAGUUGCAUCACCGAUCGCUGAUGCCCACAAGAUCGUCGUUGACCCAUCGAAGUCGGGCAAAGAUGACCUUUCUACGGCAAUCUUGCAAGGCAAAGCGUCUCCGAACAAGCUUCUCGUUGACGAAUCCAGCUCUGAUGACUCUUCAAUUGUGUACAUGUCGCCAAAAAAGAUGGAGGAGCUGCAGUUCUUCCGCGGAGACACCAUUCUGAUCAAAGGGAGGCGUCGAAAGGACACGGUUGCCGUGGUACUCUCCGAAGAAGGCUGCGCCGACAUCCGCAUCCAGCUCAACAAGGUGACAAGGAAGAACAUCCGCGUCAAAUUGGGCGACAUCGUCAGUGUGCAAAUUCAUUCGGACAUCAAAUAUGCCACGAGCAUCCAUGUCCUUCCUAUCGACGAUACAUUGGAAGGUGUCACUGGAAACAUCUUUGAUGUAUUUUUGAAGCCAUAUUUCCUGGACGCAUAUCGCCCCAUCCGUCUGCAUGAUUAUUUUUUGGUUCGCGGCGGCAUGCGUGCUGUGGAAUUCAAGGUUGUCGAUUGCCAACCAUCGCCUACGGCCAUCGUAGCUCCGGAGACCGUGAUCCAUUUUGAAGGUUCUCCGAUCAAACGCGAGGACGAGGAGAGCAAUCUGAACGAAAUCGGGUAUGAUGACGUCGGUGGUUGCCGUAAACAGAUGGCCCAAAUCCGCGAGCUCGUCGAGCUGCCCCUGCGCCACCCACAACUCUUUAAGAGUAUCGGCAUCAAGCCGCCAAGAGGCAUUUUGCUUUUUGGACCGCCUGGAACGGGAAAAACGCUGAUUGCGCGUGCAGUGGCCAACGAAACGGGCGCCUUUUUCUUCCUCAUUAACGGGCCUGAGGUGAUGUCCAAGAUGGCCGGUGAGUCCGAGUCCAAUCUUCGGAAGGCAUUCGAGGAGGCAGAUAAAAAUGCACCCGCGAUUAUCUUUAUCGACGAGAUUGAUUCGAUCGCACCGAAGCGUGAAAAGACAAAUGGAGAGGUUGAACGCCGAGUAGUUUCACAGCUUUUGACGUUGAUGGACGGCAUGAAGAGCCGUUCAAACGUCGUCGUUAUCGCCGCUACCAACCGCCCCAACUCUAUUGAUCCAGCAUUGCGCCGGUUUGGUCGUUUUGAUCGCGAGAUCGAUAUUGGCAUUCCGGAUCCAUCUGGCCGCUUGGAUGUGCUGCGUAUUCACACGAAAAACAUGAAGCUGGCUCCAGGCGUAGACCUGGAGCAGAUUGCGGCAGAGACACAUGGAUAUGUGGGCUCAGAUCUCGCAUCGCUUUGCUCAGAAGCAGCCAUGCAGCAAAUCAGAGAAAAAAUGCAGCUCAUCGACCUCGAAGAUGACAAGAUCGACGCCGAGGUGCUUAAUUCGCUUGCAGUGACCAUGGAAAACUUUAGGUUUGCCAUGGGCGCCUCCAAUCCAUCAGCACUGCGGGAGACCGUUGUUGAGGUGCCUACCAUCAAAUGGGCAGACAUCGGAGGGCUAGAAAAAGUCAAGCGCGAAUUGCAGGAGACCGUACAGUAUCCAGUGGAGCACCCGGAAAAGUUCCUCAAAUUCGGCAUGUCACCCUCAAAAGGCGUGCUUUUUUAUGGGCCUCCAGGAUGCGGUAAGACGCUCCUCGCGAAGGCCAUUGCCAACGAGUGCCAGGCCAACUUUAUUUCGGUCAAGGGCCCGGAGCUGCUGACAAUGUGGUUCGGCGAGUCCGAAGCAAAUGUGCGUGAAAUAUUUGACAAGGCGCGAGCAGCUUCACCUUGUGUGCUUUUCUUUGACGAAUUGGACUCCAUUGCAAAGGCGCGCGGAUCAUCCAUGGGCGAUUCGGGCGUUGCUGACCGUGUGCUAAAUCAACUGCUGACCGAGAUGGAUGGCAUGGCGGCCAAAAAGAACGUCUUUGUCAUUGGCGCCACCAACCGUCCCGAUCACAUCGAUCCUGCGCUCCUACGUCCAGGUCGCCUUGAUCAGCUGAUAUACAUCCCACUUCCAGACGAACCAUCAAGGCUGGCCAUUCUCAAGGCGACACUUCGAAAAUCGCCCCUUUCCGCAGACAUCGAUCUUAAUGCAAUCGCAAAAUGGGCUUCAGGGUUUUCUGGCGCCGAUCUCACCGAAAUCUGCCAGCGUGCAUGCAAGCUUGCCAUUCGUGCCUCCAUAGAGGCCGAGCUUGCUGCCGCAACAAAGCAGGCCAAGGUCGUAGAGACACAACAAGGUGACGAUAUGGACCAGGCCAUGCAAGUUAUGGAGCCCAAUGCCCAAAUGAUGGACCUGGGCGAAGUAGAGGACCUUGUCCCAGAAAUCACGCGUGCGCACUUUGAGGAAGCUCUCAAAUUUGCCCGUCGUUCCGUUAGCGACACUGACAUUCGCCGCUACGAGUCUUUUGCACAAACAUUGCAACAGUCCCGUGGUUAUGAAUCCUCCUUUUCGUUCGCCUCAAGUGCGUUUGGGGACAAUUCCUCUGCCACUGAUGCAGGAGAAUUGGAAGCUAGUUCAAUUGAUGGGGAUCUUUACAAUAGCUAA
Molecule: messenger RNA, 2523 nt
Organism: Mitosporidium daphniae
Lineage: Eukaryota; Fungi; Microsporidia
Product: valosin domain-containing protein
Exons: 7
Coding region: 1-2523 (840 amino acids)
Biological process (GO): autophagosome maturation; mitotic spindle disassembly; retrograde protein transport, ER to cytosol
Cellular component (GO): cytosol; nucleus; VCP-NPL4-UFD1 AAA ATPase complex
Molecular function (GO): polyubiquitin modification-dependent protein binding; ATP hydrolysis activity; ATP binding
Source: RefSeq, a predicted model, not a curated record